Messenger RNA from Annulohypoxylon maeteangense, 1083 nucleotides. RefSeq names its product NAD(P)-binding protein. The transcript has 5 exons. The coding region runs from base 1 to 1083 and encodes 360 amino acids. The record is from RefSeq and is a predicted model, not a curated record. Gene Ontology annotation, biological process: NADPH regeneration. Lineage: Eukaryota; Fungi; Ascomycota; Sordariomycetes; Xylariales; Hypoxylaceae. Gene Ontology annotation, molecular function: nucleotide binding; oxidoreductase activity. Gene Ontology annotation, cellular component: cytoplasm.
AUGACUACACAACCGCGCCUUAAGAUCGCCCUUAUCGGCCUCGGACGUCUUGGCGUUAUUCGUGCGCGCAUCCUCGCCUUUCAACAACCACGCGUCGAGCUCGUUGCCGUUUGCGACACAAAACCUGGCAACUAUAAGUGGGCGGCAGAAAAUCUUCCAGCUUCCGUCAAGUACUACGCAGAUCCCGAGGAUUGUAUGAAGAAUGCUGGCGUCGAGGCUAUCCUUAUUUCCACCGCUACUGCCACCCACGCUCCCCUGAUCUGCUUAGGUCUUGAUCUGGGUCUCCAUGUCAUGUGCGAGAAACCCAUAUCAGUGGAUUUAAUAGCUACCGAAGAGGUCGUCGCUAAGGCUAAAUCAAAACCUCACCUCAAAUUCCUUGUCCCUUUUAGUCGACGAUACGAUGAUUCGUACCGCGCUGCGAAAGACAUGAUAAAUAGCGGUUCAUUUGGCGAAAUCCACGCUGUUGACACUGCCUGCCUCGAUAAACAGGAUGACACUGGGUUCUUCGUUGCUUUCUCGGAGCAGUCUGGUGGUAUCUUUCUUGACAUGGGGAUUGAUAUCGGUCGAUACUACCUGAAUGUCACGUCAGGACUCACCAAUCCGAAGAAACAAGUCAACAGGGUAAUUGCCAUGGGACAGCAGGCCAUAUACGGGGAUCUAGCCACGUACGGCGAUUGUGACAACGGGUGGGCUAUGGUCGAAUUUGCCAACAACAGGAUCCUCACCUUUCAUUUGGGUCGCACCCUCACCAACGGUUUCGAGAGCUACACCCGCAUAUGUGGUACCAAGGCCCAUUCUAUCGUCAAUGGCAAUUCUACCAUUAACCGUGUUGAGGUUCGCGACUCUCACGGUGUGCGGACAGCUACGACUCCUGAUGCAUUUGCUCUCUUCGACAAAUCCUUUCUAAACGAUAUUGCUGAGUUUGUUGCUGCUGUCCUCGACGAUAAGCCACUUUCUUGUACACCGGAUGAUGCCUACGAAGCAGCUAAAAUUGGCACAGCUCUACAAUACUCGUUCCGAAAUGGGGUUUCCAUUUACUUUGAUGAGAACGGCAUGCCUAUUAUGGGGACUCCGGAUGCGUGA